Messenger RNA from Trichoderma asperellum CBS 433.97, 972 nucleotides. RefSeq lists its product as uncharacterized. Gene Ontology annotation, molecular function: 4-hydroxybenzoate polyprenyltransferase activity. Gene Ontology annotation, cellular component: mitochondrial inner membrane. Gene Ontology annotation, biological process: ubiquinone biosynthetic process. The record is from RefSeq and is a predicted model, not a curated record. NCBI's taxonomy places the organism in Eukaryota, Fungi, Ascomycota, Sordariomycetes, Hypocreales, Hypocreaceae.
AUGGCUCCUGGAAAAGCUUCUUCUCCUCCUCAAUAUCUACCUCCCACAAAAGGGUUUCUAUCUUAUCUGCCAGCACCAUGGGUCCCCUACGCUGAGCUUAUUCGUAUAGACAAACCACAUGGCAUCUACAUGAUCUUAUACCCCUACAUCUUGGGCCUCCUCUAUGCGGCUAAGAUUGCAUCGGCUCCGUUGCCUUUACCUCUAGUCAUUAAUCGCGCCAUUCAACUUACGAUAUGGACUUUUUUCCUCCGAAGCGCUGGCUGCGCCUGGAACGACAACAUCGACCAAGAUUAUGACAAACAGACGGCUCGGUGCCGAAACAGACCCAUUGCACGAGGCGCAAUCUCGACUUUUCAGGGGCAUGUCUAUGCUACCGCGCUGAUAGCGCUCGGCUUCGUAUCCUUGCAAGAAUUUCCCUUUGAAUGUAAGGCGGCUGCCGCCGUAGCUGUCGUGUUAGCAUGCAUCUACCCUUUUGGAAAACGCUUCACGCAUUUCGCCCAAGUUCCUCUAGGUGCAACGUUAUCUGUUGCUAUAGUGCUAGCACCAUAUUCCGUGGGCGUGGAUCCUCUUUCGGAAGCCAAAAUUGUUCCAACGGCUAGCCUUGUGGCCUGCAUUAUCAUGCUUGUCAUGUUCUAUGAUGUCGUCUACGCGCGCGCGGAUACGGCUGAUGACUUGAAGUCAGGGGUCAAAGGAAUGGCAGUUCUCUUCCGCAAUUGGAUGACGACAUUACUCCUGUCUCUCAUUAUCGGAAUCACGACACUUCUCUUCGUUGCAGGACAGUCUACUGGAAUGAGUCCCUUUUUCUUUCAGCUAUCUGUUACAGGUCCGGCUAUCUGCCUUCUUACUAUGAUUACUCUACUAUCUGGCCACUUCAAUGGCUAUGGAUGGUACGCCGGCAAGUGCUAUGUUUUAGCUAUUGCUAGCUUGCUAAGCGGCUUUACUGUGGAAUAUUAUAAGACACUCGUGCAGUGA